Tinamus guttatus (white-throated tinamou) is the source of this 360-nucleotide messenger RNA. The record is from RefSeq and is a predicted model, not a curated record. NCBI's taxonomy places the organism in Eukaryota, Metazoa, Chordata, Aves, Tinamiformes, Tinamidae.
AAAUCAUGCACACAAGAAAACGUCACCAAGAUAUGUUCCAAGACCUGAACAGAAAACUGCAGCACGCAGAGAAGGAGAAAGAGUCUCCGACAACGGACAGCAAGCAAGAGAAACAGCAGACACCAAACAAGAGACCCUGGGAAGGAAUCAGGAAAGUCCAGUCUCCGCCGUCAUGGGUUAAAAAGGACAUGGAACCUGUGGCACAAUCUCCCUUAGAACUCAAAACUGUGGAGUGGGAGAAAACAGGGGCCACCAUCCCGUUGGUGGGACAAGACAUUAUUGACCUUCAGACGGAGGUCUGAGUGAAAAAGAGAGAAAGGGACUAUUAUUUUUUUUUUUCCGGAAAACAAGCAAACAAAA